Molecule: messenger RNA, 7059 nt
Organism: Aspergillus melleus
Lineage: Eukaryota; Fungi; Ascomycota; Eurotiomycetes; Eurotiales; Aspergillaceae
Gene: prp8
Product: U4/U6-U5 snRNP complex subunit PRP8
Exons: 1
Coding region: 1-7059 (2352 amino acids)
Biological process (GO): spliceosomal tri-snRNP complex assembly; mRNA splicing, via spliceosome
Cellular component (GO): catalytic step 2 spliceosome; U5 snRNP
Molecular function (GO): pre-mRNA intronic binding; U6 snRNA binding; U2 snRNA binding
Source: RefSeq, a predicted model, not a curated record
AUGGCAUCGUUGCCUCCUCCCCCGCCCCCGGGCUGGGGUGCAGCGGCACCGCCUUCGAUGCCUCUGGCGCCGCCGCCGCCCGGUUACCAACCACCGGCGGACCCGACUGUCGCGAAAUUUGCCCAAAAGAAGAAUGAUUGGCUGCGCACGCAACGCAACCGGUUUGGAGAGAAGCGCAAGGGUGGCUUUGUCGAAACCCAGAAGGCUGAUAUGCCGCCCGAGCAUCUGCGGAAGAUCGUUCGGGACAUCGGUGACGUGUCGCAGAAGAAAUUCAGCAACGAGAAGCGUAGCUACUUGGGCGCGCUGAAAUUCAUGCCCCAUGCCGUUCUGAAGCUGCUGGAGAACAUGCCCAUGCCGUGGGAGUCGGCGAAAGAUGUCAAAGUCCUUUACCAUGUGAACGGCUGUCUCACGCUGGUCAACGAGACUCCGAGAGUCAUCGAGCCGGUCUUCCAUGCCCAGUGGGCCACCAUGUGGGUGUGCAUGCGACGAGAAAAGAGUGAUCGGAGACAUUUCAAGCGUAUGCGCUUCCCGCCUUUUGAUGACGAGGAGCCUCCGCUUUCGUGGUCGGAAAAUAUCGAAGACGUGGAGCCGCUGGAGCCGAUUCAGAUGGAGCUCGACGAGGCUGAAGAUGGCCCGGUCUAUGAAUGGCUCUAUGAGCAGCGUCCGCUCCUGGACACACCCCAUGUCAAUGGGCCGAGUUACAAGAAGUGGAAUUUGACGCUGCCGCAGAUGGCGACGCUCUACCGACUAAGUCACCAGCUGCUCAGCGACACUGUCGACCAGAAUUACUUCCACAUGUUCGACCUGAACAGUUUCUUCACGGCCAAGGCCCUGAAUGUUGCCAUCCCCGGUGGUCCCCGCUUCGAGCCUCUUUACAAGGACAUCGACCCCAAUGACGAGGACUUCAGUGAAUUCAACGCCAUCGACCGUAUCAUCUUCCGCGCUCCCAUUCGAACCGAGUACAGAGUCGCAUAUCCUUUCCUGUAUAAUACCCUCCCGAGAAGUGUCAAGCUUUCUUGGUACUCGCAUCCUCAAGUUGUAUAUGUCCGCACCGAAGACCCUAAUCUCCCCGCCUUCUACUUCGACCCUGUAAUUAAUCCGAUUUCUUCCCGAUCUGUCGCCCCCAAGAACAUCACCGUGAGCCAUGAGGAUGAGAUCUUUGGCUCCGAUGGUGAGGACGACUUCGAGCUGCCGCCGGAGGCCCAGCCUUUCUUUGCCGACGAGGAACUCUACACCCCCGAAACAGCUUCCGCCAUUGCCCUCUGGUGGGCCCCUCAUCCCUUCAACAAGCGUUCCGGAAAGAUGGUUCGCGCCCAGGAUGUGCCGCUAGUGAAGCAGUGGUACUUGGAGCACUGCCCGCAGGGUCAGCCCGUCAAGGUCCGCGUGUCCUACCAGAAGCUCCUGAAGACCUACGUCUUGAACGAGCUGCACAAGAAGAAGCCCAAGGCUCAGAGCAAGCAGAACCUGCUGAAGACGCUAAAGUCGACCAAGUUCUUCCAACAGACAACCAUCGACUGGGUGGAAGCUGGAUUGCAGGUCUGCCGCCAGGGUUUCAACAUGCUCAACUUGCUUAUCCACCGCAAGAACUUGACCUACCUCCAUCUGGACUACAACUUCAACUUGAAGCCCGUCAAGACGUUGACAACCAAGGAGCGAAAGAAGUCUCGUUUCGGAAACGCCUUCCACCUCAUGCGAGAAAUCUUGCGUCUGACGAAAUUGAUCGUCGAUGCGCAAGUGCAAUACCGCCUUGGUAACAUCGAUGCCUUCCAACUGGCUGACGGUAUCCUUUACGCUUUCAACCACGUCGGACAGCUGACUGGUAUGUACCGUUACAAGUACAAGCUGAUGCACCAGAUCCGUUCGUGCAAGGACUUGAAGCAUUUGAUCUACUACCGCUUCAACUCCGGCCCCGUUGGUAAAGGUCCCGGAUGCGGUUUCUGGGCGCCUGCCUGGCGUGUCUGGCUGUUCUUCAUGCGUGGUAUCAUCCCCUUGCUCGAGAGAUGGCUUGGAAACCUGCUGUCUCGUCAGUUCGAGGGUCGUCACAGCAAGGGUGUUGCCAAGACUGUGACCAAGCAACGUGUGGAGUCCCACUUUGAUCUGGAACUGCGCGCUUCGGUCAUGGCCGAUCUCAUGGAUAUGAUGCCCGAGGGUAUCAAGCAGAACAAGGUCAACACCGUGCUCCAACAUCUGUCGGAGGCAUGGCGAUGCUGGAAAAGUAACAUUCCCUGGAAGGUGCCUGGUCUUCCGGCGCCGAUCGAGAACAUUAUCUUGCGUUACGUCAAGAGCAAGGCUGACUGGUGGAUUUCCGUCGCCCACUACAACCGUGAGCGUAUCCGCCGUGGUGCGACGGUGGACAAGACGGUGGCGAAGAAGAACUUGGGUCGACUGACUCGACUCUGGCUCAAGGCUGAGCAAGAAAGACAGCACAACUACUUGAAGGACGGUCCGUACGUGUCGUCUGAAGAGGCUGUGGCCAUUUACACCACCAUGGUGCAUUGGUUGGAAUCUCGCAAGUUCUCGCCCAUCCCCUUCCCUAGUGUUUCUUACAAACACGAUACCAAGAUUUUGAUCCUGGCACUGGAACGUCUUCGUGAAGCCUACUCUGUGAAGGGCCGACUUAACCAGAGCCAGAGAGAAGAGUUGGCGCUUAUCGAGCAGGCGUACGACUCUCCGGGUACCACGCUGGCCCGUAUCAAGCGUUUCCUCUUGACCCAGCGAGCUUUCAAGGAAGUGGGUAUCGAUAUGAACGACAACUACAACAACAUCAACCCCGUGUACGACAUCGAGCCUAUUGAGAAGAUCACCGACGCCUAUCUGGACCAGUACCUGUGGUACCAGGCGGAGCAGCGCCAUCUCUUCCCUGCCUGGAUCAAGCCGUCGGAUUCCGAAGUGCCCCCUCUUCUCACUUACAAGUGGGCGCAGGGAAUCAACAACCUGUCCAAUGUCUGGGAGACGUCCGAAGGCGAGACGAACGUGAUGAUCGAGACGGAACUGUCCAAGGUGUACGAGAAGAUCGAUCUGACCUUGCUGAACCGUCUGCUGCGUCUGAUCAUGGACCACAACUUGGCUGAUUACAUCACGUCCAAGAACAACGUGCAGCUCAGCUACAAGGAUAUGAAUCACACGAACAGCUACGGAUUGAUCCGUGGUCUUCAGUUCUCCGGUUUCGUGUUCCAGUUCUACGGUCUGAUGAUCGAUCUGCUUCUGCUUGGAUUGCAGAGAGCCAGUGAGAUGGCCGGUCCCCCCCAGAGCCCCAAUGACUUCCUGCAGUUCCGGGACCGCGCUACGGAGACCCGACACCCCAUUCGUCUGUACACUCGCUACGUCGACAAGAUCUGGGUUUUCUUCCGAUUUUCGGCGGAUGACUCGAGGGACCUGAUCCAGCGUUUCUUGACCGAGAACCCCGACCCCAAUUUCGAAAACGUUAUUGGAUACAAGAAUAAGAAGUGCUGGCCCCGAGAUUGCCGAAUGCGCUUGAUGCGACACGAUGUGAACCUGGGUCGUGCCGUAUUCUGGGAUUUGAAGAACCGGCUGCCCAGGUCGAUUACCACGAUCGAUUGGGACGAUACUUUUGCCAGCGUCUACAGCAAGGACAACCCCAACCUUCUGUUUUCCAUGUCCGGCUUCGAGGUCCGCAUUCUCCCCAAGAACCGUAACCUGAACGAAGAGUUCUCGGUCAAGGACAGCGUCUGGUCUCUGGUCGACAAUGCUACCAAGGAGCGCACCGCCCAUGCUUUCCUGCAGGUCACCGAGGAGGACAUCCAGAAGUUCAACAACCGCAUCCGUCAGAUCCUCAUGUCGUCGGGUUCGACCACCUUCACCAAGAUCGCAAAUAAGUGGAACACGGCUUUGAUCGCACUCUUCACAUACUACCGUGAAGCCGCGGUCUCGACCGUCAACCUCCUGGACACGAUCGUCAAAUGUGAGACCAAGAUUCAGACCCGUGUCAAGAUCGGUCUGAACUCCAAGAUGCCUUCCCGUUUCCCUCCUGCUGUCUUCUACACGCCCAAGGAACUGGGAGGUCUUGGUAUGAUCUCCGGAUCCCACAUUCUCAUCCCCGCCAGCGACAAGCGGUGGUCGAAGCAGACCGACACCGGUAUUACCCACUUCCGGGCGGGUAUGUCACAUGACGAGGAGACUCUGAUCCCCAACAUCUUCCGUUACAUCAUCCCCUGGGAGGCGGAAUUUAUCGAUUCACAGCGCGUGUGGAUGGAGUACUCGCAGAAGCGACAGGAGGCCCAGCAGCAGAACCGCCGCCUGACGCUCGAGGAUCUGGAGGACAGCUGGGACCGCGGUCUCCCGCGUAUCAACACCCUCUUCCAGAAGGACCGCAGCACGCUCAGCUUCGACAAGGGAUUCCGUCUGCGUGCGGAAUUCAAGCAGUACCAGUUGAUGAAGAGCAACCCCUUCUGGUGGACCAGUCAGCGUCACGAUGGUAAAUUGUGGAAUUUGAACGCUUACCGCACUGACGUCAUCCAGGCGUUGGGUGGUGUUGAGACCAUUCUUGAGCACACCCUCUUCAAAGCAACAGCUUUUCCUUCAUGGGAAGGUCUAUUCUGGGAACGUGCCAGUGGCUUCGAGGAGAGCAUGAAGUUUAAAAAGCUCACAAAUGCUCAAAGAUCUGGUUUGAAUCAAAUUCCAAACCGUCGGUUCACUCUGUGGUGGUCCCCGACCAUCAACCGUGCCAACGUCUACGUCGGGUUCCAAGUUCAGUUAGAUCUUACGGGCAUUUUCUUACACGGUAAAAUCCCUACUUUGAAAAUAUCGUUGAUUCAGAUCUUCCGUGCCCAUUUGUGGCAGAAGAUUCACGAGUCUGUUGUCAUGGAUCUGUGCCAGGUGUUCGACCAGGAACUUGAGCAACUGGGCAUCGAGGCCGUCCAGAAGGAAACAAUUCACCCGCGUAAGUCUUACAAGAUGAACAGCUCGUGUGCGGAUAUUCUUCUGUUCGCAACGAACAAGUGGAACGUGACUCGGCCCUCGCUCCUGUACGACACCAAGGAUGUCUACGAGCCCACCACGACCAACAAAUUCUGGCUCGAUGUGCAGCUGAGAUACGGUGACUACGACUCUCACGAUAUUGAGCGUUAUGUUCGUGCCAAGUACCUGGACUACACCACCGACAGCAUGAGUAUCUACCCCUCGGCGACUGGUUUGAUGAUCGGUGUCGAUCUCGCGUACAACCUCUACUCGGCAUACGGACAGUACUUCCCCGGAUUGAAGACGCUGGUGCAGCAGGCCAUGGCAAAGAUCAUGAAGGCCAACCCCGCCUUGUACGUGCUGAGAGAACGUAUCCGCAAGGGUCUGCAGCUGUACGCUUCGGAGAGCAACCAGGAGUUCCUCAACUCCCAGAACUACUCAGAGCUUUUCAGCCCGCAGAUCCAACUGUUCAUCGAUGACACCAAUGUUUACCGUGUCACCAUCCACAAGACCUUCGAAGGUAAUCUGACGACCAAGCCCAUCAACGGAGCCAUCUUUAUCUUCAACCCGCGAACCGGUCAGCUGUUUUUGAAGAUCAUCCACACUAGCGUCUGGGCCGGACAGAAGCGUCUGGGUCAAUUGGCGAAAUGGAAGACGGCAGAAGAAGUGGCGGCGCUGAUCCGGUCGCUGCCGGUGGAAGAACAACCCAAGCAGCUGAUUGUCACUCGGAAGGGUCUUUUGGAUCCUCUCGAGGUCCAUCUCCUGGACUUCCCCAACAUUUCGAUCCGUGCCUCCGAACUUCAGCUGCCCUUCCAGGCUGCCAUGAAGGUCGAGAAGCUCGCCGAUAUGAUCCUGCGCGCGACUGAGCCGCAGAUGGUUCUGUUCAACCUGUACGACGAAUGGCUGAAGUCCAUCUCGCCCUACACGGCCUUCUCCCGACUGAUCCUCAUCCUGCGAGCGCUGCACGUGAACAUUGACAAGGCCAAGAUCAUUCUCCGGCCCGACAAGACGGUCAUCACGCAGGAGCACCACAUCUGGCCCACGCUUUCGGACGAGGACUGGAUCAAGGUCGAAGUGCAGCUGCGUGACCUGAUUCUGAACGACUAUGGCAAGAAGAACAACGUCAACGUGCAGAGUCUGACCAGCAGCGAAGUGCGAGACAUCAUCUUGGGUAUGGAGAUCAGUGCGCCGUCCCUGCAGCGACAGCAGGCGGCGGAGAUCGAGAAGCAGCAGGAGGAGCAGAAGCAGCUCACGGCCGUGACGACGAAGACGCAGAACGUGCGCGGCGAGGACAUAAUCGUGACGACCACGUCGCAGUACGAGCAGCAGUCGUUCGCGUCGAAGACGGAGUGGCGCACGCGGGCCAUCGCCACGUCCAACCUCCGCACGCGUGCCAACAACAUCUACAUCUCGUCGGACGAGAUCCGCGACGAGGGCUACACGUACAUCAUGCCGAAGAACAUCCUCAAGCGGUUCAUCACGAUCGCGGAUCUUCGGGUGCAGGUGGCGGGAUACCUGUACGGCAGCUCGCCGCCGGACAACGAGCAGGUGAAGGAGGUGCGCACGAUCGUGAUGAUCCCGCAGGUGGGUAACACGCGCGAGGUGCAGCUGUCGCACCAACUGCCGCAGCACGACUACCUCAAGAACCUCGAGCCGUUGGGAGUGAUCCACACGAUCUCGGGCAACGAGCCGCCGUACAUGACGGCGGCGGAUGUGACGCACCACGCGCGACUAAUGAACGAGCACCCGUCGUGGGACAAGAAGACCGUGACGAUGACGGUCUCGUUCACGCCGGGAUCUGUGUCGCUGGCAGCGUGGGGGCUGACGCCGCAAGGGUACAAGUGGGGGGCGGAGAACAAGGAUACCACGUCUGACCAGCCGCAAGGGUUCUCGACCAGCAUGGGAGAGAAGUGCCAGCUGCUGCUGAGUGACAAGAUUCGCGGAUACUUCCUGGUGCCAGAGGACAACGUGUGGAACUAUAGUUUCAUGGGCAGCUCCUUUGGUAGCGUCGAGAAGCGGCCGGUUUACGUGAAGAUCGACACGCCCCUGAGAUUCUACGACGAUCAGCACCGACCGCUGCACUUCCAGAACUUCGCCGAGCUGGAGGAUAUCUGGGUUGAUCGGACGGAUAACUUUGCUUAG